AUGAAGUCCCUCGCUACUCUCCUCUUCCCAGCCGCGGCUGCGGCCCUGCCCGGUCUCAACUUCCCCGGCGGCUCCAGCGCCGGCGCGGGUCCGGAUCCCAGCCAGGUCACCAUCGCGGCGGCAAGUUUCAGUGGGAACGGCUGCCCCCAGGGCACCGUAUCCACCUCGUUUAGCUCCGACAAGACCGUCGUCACCUUCGGCUUCGAUGCCUUCCAGACCUACAUUGGCCCGGGUACUGUCGUCGCUGACCGAACCAAGAACUGCCAGCUCCACCUGACGCUCAACUACCCCGGAGGCUUCCAGUUCGCCGUGCUCGACAGCACCUACCACGGCUACGCCCAGCUGGACACUGGCGUCACGGGCACGUUCCUGAGCACCUACUACUUCUCCCAGGAUGCCACCGCCACAACCACCACAAAAACUUCCAUCACGGGUGGCGGACUCUGGGCUGCGGGCCAGGUUUACACCAAGAACGACCAAGUUCCCACCGCCAGCGUCAUCUACUCGCCAUGUGGAGCCCAAGGCAUCCUAAACAUCAACAACCGCAUCGCCCUGACUUCGACCAACAGCUCGGCCUCCGGCUCAGUGACCGACGACGAUGCAACCGUCGCUUUCACCCAGCAGGUGCACCUCAGCUGGCAGAAGUGUUGA
Molecule: messenger RNA, 651 nt
Organism: Diaporthe citri
Lineage: Eukaryota; Fungi; Ascomycota; Sordariomycetes; Diaporthales; Diaporthaceae
Exons: 4
Coding region: 1-651 (216 amino acids)
Source: RefSeq, a predicted model, not a curated record